This is a messenger RNA of Orussus abietinus, 2844 nucleotides long. RefSeq names its product protein phosphatase 1L. The coding region runs from base 492 to 1898 and encodes 468 amino acids. Gene Ontology annotation, molecular function: protein serine/threonine phosphatase activity; cation binding. The record is from RefSeq and is a predicted model, not a curated record. Lineage: Eukaryota; Metazoa; Arthropoda; Insecta; Hymenoptera; Orussidae. The transcript has 9 exons. Gene Ontology annotation, biological process: protein dephosphorylation.
AGAAGUUCGCGAUCACGUUACAUGAGAAUCGACUCUGACCAAAGUAAUGUCGUCUGCUAUCUCUUGCCCGAAUUUCCCGAUCAGGUGAAUCGCAAUAAAGAGAACGAAGCGUCGAACGCCUCGAAAGUUGAGGCGCUUGUCGAAAAUGUAAUUCCACCGUCCUUGGCCUCCUGCAAAGCUGUAAGGUCAUAAUUGCGAGCCAGUCGGUGCGCAAGUUUUUUCGCGGCUGACCAAUUGUAGCGGUCGACCGGCGUUUAACCUUGAGGAGGAUUCGAAUCGAGUACUGUCGGCUAGUACGACGUUUCCGGUUUAUAUCCGGUGUCGCGGUCACCGCAAAUAUCAUGGACGACGAGCUGGAGGAUAAAGUACUGUAUCAGGUAAUGGUCAAACAUAACCUUUGAUUCGUCGACUGCUCGAAGCGUCAGAAUUGUUACAAUCGGUAGGACGAUAUUUAGAUUGACGCUAGAGGGAUUCAGACGUACGUCUCACACAUGAAGCUUAUGUCGAAACUCGCAGUAGGCAUUCCUGCUGGCCUCGAUGCAGCGGUGAAUGCGCCACUGGGUUAUUUUUGGAGAUCGAUACGUGCCUAUGCAUUCAAGCCAGAAGUUCUGGCAUGUGGCGCUGUUUUGAUGGUAAUGUUACUUUAUCUGCGAGCUGCUGAUGUUUGGAGCAGAACGCUACUUGGAAGAAUACAGCGCACCCUGGAACGGUCUACAUCCAAAGUUGCUAAGCUCCAGUUUUUAAAUAAUGUACCGAAGGGUGAAAAAUUCAGCUGGGAGUUGAAAGAAGGUCCCGUCGCUGCGUAUGCAGUUCAAGGCAGAAGACCUCGAAUGGAAGAUCGAUUUGUUAUCAAUAGCGACAUAGAAGACACAGGGGUUUCUUUAUUUGCUGUUUUUGAUGGACAUGGUGGAGAAUUUGCAGCUAAUUAUGCACGAGAUAAACUUGUUCCAAGUAUCAACCAGAAGGUCAUUGAGCUAAAAGAUAUUUUGGCUGGAAAAUUGCCACGAUCAGCGCAGGAGCGAAACGAAACAUUGGAUGGUAAUAAUAAGACAAAUGGAGAAAUGCAAGGCGCGGAGUCUGUCAGUCGAAAGGGGUCCUUCCGAAAAACUGUAUCUCAGACUGAUGAACAUGCAAAGAAAACCAGUGGAGUCACUGACCCAGAGUUACUUAAUAAACUUGACAGCCUUCGAAAAUUAGUCACUAGAGAGGUCAGAGCCGAAAGGCCUGAAGAAGAGCAGGUUCAAAAAGUUGAUGUAACUACCUACCUCGAUGGUGAUAAAAUUAAUUAUGGAAAACUUCUAACUGACGAAGUGCUUGCAAUCGACAGAUUGUUGGUCAAAGCAGCAAAAAAAAAUAUGGAUGUUGCAGGUACAACAGCAUUAAUUGCACUUUUAGAAGGAAGUAGACUCAUCGUAGCCAAUGUUGGCGAUUCAAGGGGAGUCAUGUGCGAUGGUAAAGGCAACGCAAUACCUUUGUCUUUUGACCAUAAACCUCAACAGCAAAGAGAACGAAAACGAAUAAAGGAGGCUGGUGGAUAUGUGACAUUUAAUGGCGUGUGGCGAGUGGCUGGUAUUUUAGCCACUUCGCGUGCUCUCGGAGAUUAUCCAUUAAAAGAUAUGAGACUGGUGGUUGCUGACCCAGAUAUACUGACAUUCGAUCUAGGUGACCACAACCCCAUGUUCCUAAUAUUGGCUUCUGAUGGGCUGUGGGAUACCUUCUCAAAUGAAGAAGCUGUAGCAUUCAUCAAGGAACGCAUCGACGAGCCGCAUUUUGGUGCCAAGAGCAUUACGUUGCAAAGCUACUAUCGUGGAUCCUUGGACAAUAUUACCGUGGUUGUGAUUAACAUGAAAGAGGUUAGGAACAAUGGAUUGGAUGUGAAACGUUCUAUCCAAAGUUAAACACCUUUCGGAAGAUUGCAAUUCUUCGUUUCGAAAAAUCGUGUAUACCCCAAAGGAAGAUUUCUAGUCGAACUCCGACAAUCGCCAACGAUGCUGUGACGAAGUUACUUCUGUUGAAGCGUGGGUAUGAAUGUACGUUCGUCGAGAAGUGAGAAAUUAGAUACAAGAUGUUACGCCAAAUCUACACGUCCUAUAAACGAAACCUCGUCUUAAUCAUUCGUACCGACGAUGUAUCAAUCAUGGUGUGCAAUCUAUGUGUCAACUAUUUUAUACAAUCUUUGAGCCGUCUCGUAGCCUCACCUCUCUGAAUAAUUUCAUUGCCGCAAAAACAUUUUUGCUUGAAUAGUUCCUUGCUACAGUGUAAAGCUGUUCAUUCAAAUAUAAUGACUUAUUUGUAAAGGGCAAUUUAAAUUAAGCGAAUGGCCCAAAUGUUGAUCACGUUCUAUUUUAUCGUUGUACUUUCUUUAUUUCUAUUGCAGUAAUGUUAGAUCGAGAACAAAUCUAUGGAAAGUUUAAAGUCUUUACAAUAUUAAUGUGCGAGAUUGUCUACUGUUAAUAUAAAAGUUCAAGUUGCUAUAUAGUUAUUUCUCUAGUCUACCAUGGGCAGAUUUUAAUUAUUUGUAAAAUUGUCUUUAAAGAUAACACGAUGCAUGUGCUGUGAUGAUUUAAUCUACAAAUUAUAAGACAAAGUCGUAGAAUUUGGUAUCAUUAUUGUUGAUAUAACGCUUUGAUCAACUGAAACAACAUAUUUUGGAACAUCAAUUAAGUUUCUAAUAAAGUUUUUGUAAAUAUAUGGCGUAUAAGGAAGAAGUUACAGACCGCUGUAGCUUUUAACAAAGUGAAAAUGAAUGUACGAAGAAUGUAAUAUAUUAAUCUUUGAAUAUAGAUUUACUUAAAUAUUAUUAACUGUUUCAACAUGUAACAAUAGAUAAAGUUUCCCAAUGUA